AUGACCACGUACGGCACAAUCCCGACCUCAUCAUCACCACCAACGAACCUCGAAUACAUCACACGCGCCAAAGAACGCAUCAAAGCCGGUCUCGGAACCCGCCGUCCAUGGAAACUCAUGUUCACUCUCCGCUCCUUCAACCUCCCUUCCGGUUUCCCCGACGCCGUCUCGCGCGUGAAGACAAACAUCGGCUUCUUCCAGAUGAACUACGCUAUCUUGAUCCUUAUCGUUCUCUUCCUCAGUCUCCUAUGGCAUCCAAUCUCGCUCAUCGUCUUCGUCGCUCUCAUGGCGGCAUGGCUCUUCCUCUACUUCCUCCGUGAUGAACCGAUUGUUCUCUUCGGAAAACUCGUCAGCGAUCAAAUCAUUCUCGUUCUGAUGCUGAUUCUCACCGUUGUUUUGCUUCUCUUCACCGGCGCGAUACUCAACAUCCUCAUCGCUGUUUUGAUCGGCGUUGUGGUGGUUUUGGUUCAUGCUGCUUUCAGAAAUACUCAUGAUCUGCUUCUUGAUCAAGAAGAAGGACUCUUGUUUUCUCCUCCUGGUGGUGCUCCUGUUUCUUGA
Vicia faba (fava bean) is the source of this 558-nucleotide messenger RNA. NCBI's taxonomy places the organism in Eukaryota, Viridiplantae, Streptophyta, Magnoliopsida, Fabales, Fabaceae. The record is from the annotation of a GenBank genome assembly.